Rhizophagus irregularis DAOM 181602=DAOM 197198 is the source of this 1182-nucleotide messenger RNA. The record is from RefSeq and is a predicted model, not a curated record. NCBI's taxonomy places the organism in Eukaryota, Fungi, Glomeromycota, Glomeromycetes, Glomerales, Glomeraceae.
ACUUAAAUUUUAAUUAUAUUUUUUAUUUAUAGGCUAAAUCACAUUUAAAUAUAAGCAAUAAAUGGAAUGAGAUUGUCCAAUGUUAUGGAUUAACACAAGAUCCAUCAAAUGGAAAUUAUAUGCUUGUAAUGAAUAAGUUGGGUAUAGAUUUAAGAAAAUAUUUACAACAAAAUCAUAAUCAACUUACAUGGAAAGAAAGAAUUCAAAUUAUCACUGAUAUAACUGUUGCACUUUAUAGAAUUCAUGAUGAAAAUGCAAUUCAUAGAGAUUUGCACUCUGGAAAUAUAUUAUCUAAUUUUGAUGCUGGAUUCAUUAUUAGUGAUCUUGGAUUUUGUGGACCUGCAGAUAAACCAUUAAAAAGUAUAUAUGGAAAUCUUCCUUAUGUAGCGCCUGAGGUUAUUAAUGGAAAAGAACAGACUUUUAAAUCUGAUAUUUAUAGUGUUGCAAUUCUUAUGUGGGAAGUUUCGUCAGGACAACCACCAUUUAUUAAUUAUGAACAUGGUUAUGAUCUUGCAAUGAAUAUUGUUAAUGGUAUAAGACCAAAAAUUGUACCAGGAACUCCUUUUGAAUAUAAAAAUUUAAUGAAACAAUGUUGGGAUGCUGAUCCAUUAAAAAGACCUGAUAUUCAUACAUUAUGGGAUAAAAUGAGUGAAAUUAAUUUAUUUUAUCAAAGUCAAUUGAAUGAUCAACUAGAAGAAAAUAAUAAUUUUGAAAUGGAAAAUUAUACUAACAGUAGCAAACUAUUUACAAGUAAACUUCAUCAAUUUGACAAUCUUCCUAAUCCAAGAAAUGCAACAGAAGAAGAACAAGAAGCAUUUCAUAGUAAUAAAUCAUAUGAUUUUCAUAUUCCUAAUAAUAUUGAUGAUUUUAAUAAAUUAAAUAGUAAGAAAAAUAGUACUUCAAAAAAUAAGUACUAUAUUUAAAGGUAAUUAAAUAUUAUAUUUAUUUUAAAAUAGUCAAAUGAAUGUAUAACUUAUAUUUAAGAUUAUUUAGAUAGCAGAAAUAAGUUAUCCAAUAUUGAUAUUUAAAAGAAGAUCAAAAAAUGAUGAUUACAAAGUUGAAUCAAUGCGAAAACGAAUAAAGAAACUUCAUAUUAAUGAUAAUGGUAUGAUAAAAUGAUUAUUUAAGUUCUUAAAAUAAUAAUUCUAUAGUAUUUUUUUUAAUUUAUAAUUUUAAUUUAUA